AUGAUAGUUCGAUCGUUGUGUCUUUUUGCAAUGCCUGUUGUUUCUGUUGAAAAUAAUGAACAACUUCUGAGCGAAUAUCAAGGAGCUGGAGAUACUCCUGUUGUUUUCUACUUUUUCUCUGAAUGUAACCUCCUCUGUGACGAUGUCAAUCCUUUGUUCAAUCAAGUUGCUGAUGAAUAUCCUCAAGUUUUAGUACUCUCCGUGAAUUAUACAUGCCAGAGUGUUGUUGAAGGGACCGACUUCACAAUCGAGUCCACACCAACUGUGAUUGUUGGAAUUAACGGAAUAGAAUCUUGUGAAGAUAAACUCGUCGAAUCUCAAAUCACUGAAGAAUCUCUUCGAGCUCUUUUCCAGAAGUAUUCAAACUAA
Messenger RNA from Caenorhabditis remanei, 369 nucleotides. RefSeq lists its product as uncharacterized. Lineage: Eukaryota; Metazoa; Nematoda; Chromadorea; Rhabditida; Rhabditidae. The transcript is spliced from 3 exons. The record is from RefSeq and is a predicted model, not a curated record. Bases 1 to 369 code for a protein of 122 amino acids.